GGACACAUGUGACCAAGACACCGACCCCGCAACACGUCUAAGCAACACUUAGUCGCAUCGAAAUGGCGGACUCUAUGAAUGAGGAAACGAAGCUGAUGCUCCGCAAGGCGUUCGCGAUGUUCGACGAGGAAAAGACCGGCUUCAUUGAGGCGACGCAGCUCGGGGGAAUCCUGAAGGACCUCGGCCAGACCGUGGAUCCGGACGAGCUCAAGAACACCAUCAUGGAUAUGGAUGUUGAAGGCAAGGCGCUGUCGGAGAACAAGGUCACCUUCGAGCUCUUCGUGAACAUCGUCGGGGUCUUCCUCCAGGACGAGGACGAUGAGGCGAUGGCCGAGGAGCUCAGGGAAGCUUUUCGGCUCUACGACAAGGAAGGAAACGGCUACAUCACGACACAGACGCUGAGGGAGAUUAUGAAAGAGCUCGAUAACAAACUGACGGAGGAUGACCUGGACGGGAUUAUCGACGAGGUUGACGAAGACGGCUCAGGAACCGUAGACUUUGAUGAGUUUAUGGAGAUGAUGACAGGCGAAUAAACUGGAUUCCUGCAUUAUCAUCCUAAGUUCUUUUCUUUAACUUUAUCUUCUAUGUCAAACCCUAAAAAAAAUCAAUACUUUAAAAUGUUCUUGACUUGUUUUUUGUUUUCUUUUAAUUACUCUGUGUUAUUUCAAUUCGCCAUUUCCCAAAGAACUCAUGUGUUAAAAAGAUAUCCAAAACUGUACAUAAGAAAGAAAGUGUUAGAGAGAGAGAGACGGAGCUAUGUCAUUCAAAAUUUAGUAUUUCUUUCAUUUCAUGAUAUUAAAUAUCCAUUUGUGUUAGAAAAUCCAGAUCUCUGAAUAAAUUUCUAAUUUCUUAAAUAAUAGGAAUGUGAAUGAGAAAAAGGGACCGUAAAUGCAUUAUGAAAUAUUGUUACAUGGAAACAUGAUACUGACAUCACAGUUUUCCAGCAAUGACAGCUCCAUACGUUUCCAAACCUUAAUCAUUUCAUAAUAAUUAAAUGCGGCGUUAUAUCAAUUAACUGAUGUUGAAUUCAUAAGAAACGAAAUUAAAUUCAUAUUUUCCUUAUCCUUUAUUUGCAUUAUGUAUUUUUUUUU
Molecule: messenger RNA, 1091 nt
Organism: Penaeus indicus
Lineage: Eukaryota; Metazoa; Arthropoda; Malacostraca; Decapoda; Penaeidae
Product: troponin C, isoallergen Bla g 6.0101-like
Exons: 6
Coding region: 63-533 (156 amino acids)
Cellular component (GO): myosin II complex
Molecular function (GO): calcium ion binding
Source: RefSeq, a predicted model, not a curated record